AAGAGGCAUGGCAGAGCCCUAACCAAACUAUGCCUGCUCAAUUGAACAACGUUUUAAAGGGGUUGACUCUGAAGAGGCCUAAGCCAGGCAGUCUGUUGAGCCCUACAAUGAAGAAGCUUAAGCCUAGCCAACUUUUGAGGGAGAGUCAUGUGCUAUCUCUACGUAGCGCUGUGAGAGGUUCUAUUAAGGUUGGUGGCUCUAACAACAACUCUAGAAGAAAAAAGAGGGGUCCAAAAAUGAAGAUAUGUCUGUCUAUAGCUCAAACAAAUAUGAUGGUUGAUGAAGUUAGUUCAUGUUCCUGUUGCAAAUUUUGAUGGUUUUUUCUUUGGAAGGUCAAUUGAAGCUGGGUCUAGUGGUUACCCUGAAACCACUGUUCAGCCAUGAGGUUGCUGUGGUUUGGCAAGCUUGGGAUGGGGUCUUCCUAGGCUUGCUUGAUGCUAUCUUGUGGCUCAUAUUUUGACCGUAGUUAUGUUUUUUCUAUGUUUGUGUUAAGCUUGCUGUUGGUGGAUAUUUUGUUGUGUUCUCGUUUCAAGAAAGGAUUGUUAGUGGUGGUGAAGAUGUAUGGCUGGAGUUGGUAGAAUGGGAUGGUCUAUUAGAGGGGAGAUGGACUGUGGAUGAGAGUUUCUCUCCACUUAAGGAUGCUGGCCCUUCUGGCAGGCUAUGCUGUUCUACUAAACAUCAUCAAGGUCAUCAUCAAACCUUCAUCUGCUGCUCAGUGGGUGCUCCGUGACAAGGGGUAGCUGGAGACAGGUUGCCGAAGCAGUUUCUCUGGAUUAGCAGCUGUGAGUCCUUGAGUACAUCUCCACCUUUCUUCUUCUUUGCUUUGAGGCGUGGAACAAUGACCAAGCUUGUGAUAAGCUACACUGUGGGGCUUGAGCUGCUGACAUCCUUCUUGAUGUUUCCUUCCUUGCAUUUUGUUUUCAAUGGUUUUUGGUGUUUCUGUCUGUUUGAACUUUGUGUAGCCACUGCUAGUAGGAGUGGUGGCUGUGUAUAUGGAGUUUAUCUUAUCUUUCUGUAAAGACUUUUUAUUUUGUUCAUGAAUACAAUGUUUAGUUUUCC
Molecule: messenger RNA, 1059 nt
Organism: Rubroshorea leprosula
Lineage: Eukaryota; Viridiplantae; Streptophyta; Magnoliopsida; Malvales; Dipterocarpaceae
Source: the annotation of a GenBank genome assembly